GUGAGUGGAGCGGAGGCCGGGUGUCUCGUAGUGUGGUGUUGCCGGAAGUAUGGUGGCUGUGUGAAGUGAGGGGCAGCGGCAUGGCGGGGUCUGCAGGCCGGACCGGGGAUGUGAUCCAUCUCAAUGUUGGGGGGAAGAGGUUUAGCACUUCAAGACAGACACUUACCUGGGCUUCUGACACCUUCUUUUCCAGCUUGCUUAGUGGCCGAAUCUCCUCCUUAAAGGAUGAAACUGGAGCAAUUUUUAUUGAUAGAGACCCUACAGUGUUCGCUCCUAUACUGAAUUUUCUACGCACCAAAGAGCUUGAUACCAGAGGUGUGAACAUCUCCCUUCUGUUACAUGAGGCUGAGUUUUAUGGCAUCACUCCUCUAGUGAGACGCUUGCAGCUGUGCGAGGAGUUGGAGCGCUCUUCAUGCGGCAGCGUGCUGUUUAAUGGAUACCUCCCACCCCCUGUGUUUCCAGCAAAGAAAAGGAACCGUCACAGUGUUUCUGGACUGCAGGUCAGCUCUAGAGGUGGAGGAAGUGAGCGGGCUCCUGUACGAAGGAGUAACACCAUGCCCCCCAACUUGGGGGGUGCUGGUAUCCUGGGGCGCUUGUUAGAAGAGAGGAAUUAUGGCAAUGCAGGAGGAACACCCAGUGACCCCGGGAUGGUGAGGAUCAUCUGUGGACAUCAUAACUGGAUUGCAGUGGCUUUUGCUCAAUUCAUUGUCUGUUACAGAAUGAAGGAGACCUCUGGCUGGCAGCUGAUUUUCACAAGCCCCUGUCUCGACUGGGUGAUUGAACGGGUGGCCCUUAAUGCCAAGACUGUCGGAGGAUCACUGGGUGACCAUGAUAAGAUGCUGGCUGUCUCCUCCUGCACUGAGAUUAUUCUGUGGGCCAUCUCAGGUGAUGGCACUGCAAGUGAAAUAGGAGUCUUCACCCUUGGAGUGCCAGCGGAAGCUUUGUUUUUUGUGGGCAAUCAGUUAAUAGCCACAAGCCACACUGGAAAAAUUGGUGUGUGGAAUGCUGUUACCAAACACUGGCAGAUCCAAGAUGUAGUUCCGAUCAACAGUUAUGAUACAGCUGGCUCCUUCCUGCUGCUGGGUUGUAACAAUGGAUCCGUCUACUAUGUAGAUGUCCAGAAAUUUCCUCUGCGAAUGAAGGAUAAUGACUUGCUAGUUACGGAGCUUUACAGAGAUCCAUCUGAAGAUGCUAUCACUGCACUUAGUGUCUACCUCACACCCAAAACAAGUGACAGUGGUAACUGGAUUGAGAUCGCCUAUGGAACAAGUUCUGGUAUUGUAAGGGUUAUUGUUCAGCAUCCAGAGACUGUUGGGUCUGGUCCUCAACUUUUCCAGACAUUCACUGUUCACCGCAGCCCUGUGACCAAAAUAAUGCUGUCAGAAAGACACCUGAUCUCAGUAUGUGCAGAUAACAACCAUGUGCGUACCUGGACUGUCACUCGCUUCCGUGGUAUGAUCUCCACCCAGCCUGGAUCCACUCCUUUAGCAUCAUUUAAGAUCCUCGCUCUAGAAGAUAUUGAUGGGCAUGCUGGCUGCAGUGCUGGGAAUGAUAUUGGCCCCUUUGGAGAGAGAGAUGAUCAACAGGUCUUCAUCCAGAGAGUGGUUCCCGACUCUAACAUUGUCUAUGUCCGCUUAUCUUCUACUGGGAAGAGGAUCUGUGAGGUCCGCUCUGUGGAUGGAAGCCCCAUUACCUCAUUUACUGUUCAUGAGUGUGAAGGAUCCAGCCGUAUAGGCUCCCGAGCACGGCGCUACCUCUUCACUGGCCAUGCCAGUGGCUGUCUUCAAAUGUGGGAUUUAACUACUGCUAUGGAGGUGGUAAACAAAGGGGAGUCGGGAGCAGAACAAGGGGGUCUCACUCAGGCAGAGCUGCUGGAACAGCUGGAGCAGUGUGACCUGGCUCUCACCCGCACCCCUGAAAUAAGCCCUGCCACAUCCUUCAACCACAGUGCCAACUCUCGCGCAUCACUAGCCAGCUUGCAGUCUCAGCUGGGUGACAACAUGAGAGAUCGAUUCUCCAGACUUAUGAUAACCUCCUCUCAGCGCCCCGCCGCGUCUACUCGCCCCACAGAAGGCUGGGCCUCAAUGUGCAGCUUGCAGCCACACAUAUCUGGGAGUUUCAGCUCUUUGAACAAGUCGGACUCUCUCCCUCGCUCCAGCAUGAGAUCUAGUAAACCACAGAGCUGCCAGUUAAGGGCAGAAGGCCAAGCGUUUUCUACAGUUUCUGAUCCACCAUCACCCCGCGCCAGUGGCAGCUUUGUGGAGCGCUGCCAAGAGCUUGCUCGUAAUACAGAAUCGCACCAGUCAGACACACGACGUUCCAGCAUGGAAGUGGCCGCCACCAGGAUGAAAUCGCCUCGAUCCUCUGCUCCAGUUAGGCGGCCAGUUUCACCUGCCCCUCCUCCACCCCCACCACUUUGUGUAGCACCGUCAUCGCCGCCUUUACCUUCUGCAGCAGACACCUCCUCAUCUUCACCAUCUCCUCCAAAAGUUCCACAGAAGCCUAGACUAAACGAGACCUCAUUUUGACAGCGGCUGUAAAGCAGAAGAUUACUCUGAAUAAUAGGCUGGAGGAAGGUUGGCACAGGCGUAGACAUUUUAACCCCGAUCUUACAAAGAGUAUUCCUACCCAUUUCUGACUUGCAUGCUUAUUAACUCCUUGGCGCGGGCUGAAUAUUUGUGUGUGUAAAUGCAGCUGUGCCAAGCACGCGUACGCUCCCAGCGGCUAACGAAAAGCUGUCAAACUUGCGAUAAUAUGACAGCCAAUCAUGGCUGUCACAUGAUCAUAAACCCUGCCCCGCCUCCUGGCAUACUAAACCCUUAAAAGGCCAGGAGAUGCCGGCGCCAAGAGGUUAAAGCUCAACUGCAGCCAAACCCUUUUUCUCUUUCGUUCAUGGACGGACACAGCGUUUUAUUCUUGACAUUAGGGUAUUUGCCUUUGAUCAGGAGAGGACUAGGCAGAAAAGCAUGUUAAGUAUUAAACAUACAUCAAAACUGUACAGUACCACCCUGGGGGGCGGUCCCACUAGGUACAACCCCUCUCCCUGCAUCAUGCAGCUCAGUUCGUCAAAAAGCAGUACAAACCUUUAAAAGGAGGGGU
Messenger RNA from Rana temporaria (common frog), 3099 nucleotides. It is a transcript of the gene SHKBP1, whose product is annotated as SH3KBP1 binding protein 1. Gene Ontology annotation, biological process: protein homooligomerization. NCBI's taxonomy places the organism in Eukaryota, Metazoa, Chordata, Amphibia, Anura, Ranidae. Gene Ontology annotation, molecular function: protein binding. Bases 81 to 2528 code for a protein of 815 amino acids. The transcript has 18 exons. The record is from RefSeq and is a predicted model, not a curated record.